GGGCGGGGUUUGAUUUGCAGUGAGCGUCAUAUGCGAGAUAAAUAAAAGCGAACCAGCGAAAGGCUCGGGGCUGGAGACUGGAGAUGAAAGACAAAGGACAAAAAGCUGAUUUUUGUUACAAUAUUUACGUGAUAUGUGGGAACGUCACUUCUAGAGUUGACCUGAGCCAGCUCUGGGUUAUUUAAUAAUCUCGUAAUAACAACAACAACAGCAGCAGCAGCAGCAGCAAGGCGUUCAAACAACAAAAGUUUGGUAGCGGGACUUGGUGCAAUUGGCUGCUUCCGCUGGGGAUUUCCAACACUUUCUGGUAUCAGCUGCUCGGUGUUUAAAUCCCCAGGCAUCGCGGCCUACUUCGGUUUGGAGUCUGAGCGGGAUUCCUCCGUCCAGAUGAAUGAUCAAUUGGUCCUGAAAGUUCUGCUGGUGUCUUUCAGCCUGCUGAUCUUCCGUGCGGCCGCUGGAAGGAAAGAAGUGUUUGGUGUCCGAGGUUCAUCCAUUUUACUGGACCCUGAAUACACAGAUGAUCUGACCCACCAUGGUAUUGUAUGGGCGUUCGAUGGCGGCACGGGGAGUGUGAUUAAUAUUGUGGAUUACGUACCAGGCUAUUACAAAGUACAACCAAGUAAACAAUUCCAAUUCCGUUUGGAUUAUAAUCCAUCGAAUGGGUCUCUAUUGUUAAAGAACCCCCAACCCCGUGACCAAGGGGUUUAUACCUUUGCUGUGGAUGGAAAUUGGAAAACGAGUGUAAAUUUAAGACUUAUUGAGCCACUGUCAGAACCAGUGAUCAUUUCCAAAUCUGUUAAUGCCACCAUCGAACUGACCUGUCAAGUGUCUUCGGGGAGACCAAGUUCCAUUCUGUGGCGGACGGACUCUGACGUGAUAGAGAGUGGCCAACACUAUCAGCUGAGGGAUAACAACAGCACGUUGAUCAUUUCUGAAGUCAGCAGAUCAGACUGCAGAAUCUACUUUUGUUCUGUGGAAAACCCAGUUAGCAAGAAUACCACUUCAUAUUCUGUUGACGGUUUUGGUCUUUUACAACGUUAUUAUCUCACAAAGGGAUUGUCUAUUGCUGUUGCUCCUGCUGUUGUUACCACUUCCAUCAUUACCUGCAGAAUUGCUUUCAGCUCCAAUGCUGAAAAAUGUCUCCCCUUUCUCAAAUAUGGGUUACAAAUCCUGGUGUAUGUGUUUCUUAUCGCACUGUUUGCGUAUUGGAUCGCUUUUGGAGAAACGUCUACAAUCGUGCUGGUGAUGUUUGUAGUUUUGUGUCUGCUGCUAGUCCUGACUGUGUUAUUGAUAAUGGCAUCUUUUAGUAGGUUCAAGGAUACUUUGAAGAGUAAAACUUGCAUUUUGACAGUUCUGGGUCUGUUGGCCACGUCAGGUGAGAUCGCUGUGUUGUGUCUGACCGUAUCCUUGAUUGCGGAAGUCACUUCACCAGGCGAUAAAGGAUGUGAACUAGCAGCCAAGCUACGAUCAAACUUUACUAUUGCUGCCUACGUGUCAAUCGCUUUCCUAUUGGCCCUUAUACUUCACGCUAUACUAACAAAGUGGAAUAAAAGGAGAUCGAGAAAUCAACCUCCAAAUCUUGAUGCAAACAACGUGGAUGGGCAGGAGAAAGGUGAACUGAUUGACCUGGGUAAAGAGAAGCUUUCAUCUGAGAGUACUGUUUCCACUGAAGAAUUACCUUAAUUGGGGCUACUGUUCCCAGUGACCAACUGUCCUGGAGCACUGUUACAGCUUGAGGGGCGCGCUCUCUCUCUCGCGCGCUCUCUCUCUCUCUCUCUCACGCGCUCUCCAGGAUACUGCAGAUGCUGGAGAUUAGAGUCCAGAUGAGAGUGGGGCUGGAAAAGCCCAGCAGGUCAGGUAGCAUCUGAGGGGCAGGAGGAUUGAUGUUAACGAAGGGCAUUUUUGCCUGAAACAUUGCUGGGGCCUCUGACUCUGGUAGCUCACCAGAAAAUGACUAACAGGUACCUUGGAAUUUAUAUCUACUGCCCUUCAGUUUGGACUCCAUUCCUGCUCAGGACCUUUUUUCCCAAUCGUAAGAAAUAGGGGCAGCAGUGGGUAUUCAGUAAGACUGUGUGGCUGCUCUGAGUCUGAACUUAAUUCUACUUCCCAGUCUAUCUCCACACUUCAAUUUCACCCUCUCUGCCCUCUAAAACUUGCUACCUCAACUGUCUACCUCAACCGUGACUGUAUUGUAUGAUCUAGCCUCCAAUUCUCUGGAAGAAACGUCCAAAGUCUAAUGCUUCUGAGGAGGGAACACCAUCUCCCUAGAUCUGUCUUAAAAUGGGGACCUCUCAUUGUUUUAACUACACUGGGUAGUUCCAGAUUUCCCUAGACAGGUUAACCUCAGUUUGUCAUCUGUCGUGGUGCCCUCCCUCAGAAUAUUAUUCUAUCGUUUCAAUGAAAAUGUGUUUCAUUUUUUAAAAACAGCUUUUAUAGAAAUGCUAACAGUUUGAUAUGGACUGAAUGCAAAGUGCUAAUAGACAGGGCUGCCGUAAUUGUCCUUCUCAGGAAGAGCGACUAGCGCCCAUUAUUAGAACAAUAGACUUCCGUGCAGACAUUGAAACUGACACUGUCUGCGCUGAAACUGACAAUGACCGUGCUGAAAUUAACAACAAAAGCUGCACGAGAACUGACGAUGACUGCAUCGAAAUGAUUCUGCAAUAUUUUUACAGUAAACAAACCAUGUUACAGAGACAAUAACCUCAUCACUCACCUAUUAUAUCAUAACGUAUGAAAGUGUUUUGACAUGUGCUCCGGGACAAGAGAAGACUCUCAGCUGACCACAGUGUUGGUGUCUUUCUCUCCCUGGAGCUCCGAUAUUUCCUUGUGCAACAAACUGUCAUUGAACCACAACUCUGACUCCAAGGGUGGUGUUUUUUCCCAAUACCUAACUCAUCCUUCCUUUAGGUAUUACCCUAAGCCAACAACUCCCCGUGGUCUUCCUGACCAGUGCUUCUCAUUUCUCCUCUUCCCCAUCCCUAUUUUUUCCCCCUCCAUGUCUCUCCUCCAACAUUGUGCCUUCCUCCUUUUUCGUCUCCAGCCUCCACCCCUUGCUCCCCUCCACCUUCCACCCCUUUCUCACCCUCCCCUCCU
Messenger RNA from Chiloscyllium plagiosum (whitespotted bambooshark), 3093 nucleotides. RefSeq lists its product as uncharacterized. Lineage: Eukaryota; Metazoa; Chordata; Chondrichthyes; Orectolobiformes; Hemiscylliidae. Gene Ontology annotation, cellular component: cell-cell junction; membrane. The record is from RefSeq and is a predicted model, not a curated record.